AUGAUUUUUGAUACAUUGUCACCCACUGAUCAUAUGUUUGAAUCUUUACCAUCAUCAUUUAUCGAACAUCCAUUAACAGACGAAUGUAAUUUUUCACAAAUUGAAUCAAUAAAACAAAAAAUGGUUUCAAACAGACAAGACAACUCUACAAGUGAUAUGCAUGCAAUAACUAAUCGAUAUCAUCAAUUGAAAUCAUCACCGAUGAAUCAAUCAUUAGAACAAAUUGAAAAAACAACAGUGGCGAAUAUUGAUGAAGAAUCAACAAAUUCUCUUUGGCAAUCUUCAGAUGAACAUCAUCUAUCAAUAUCUCCUACAAAAUCAUUAGCUAUGACUGAAUUCUAUCCUAAUUCAUCAUCAUCAUCUUCUGAUCUAAGUUUGAUUAAUAGUGAUUCUCAUCAUGAUGAUAAACCUGAAAUGAAAACUCUUUCAUCAUCGUCAUCAUCAUCUGGUUAUGAAUCAUCAUUAAAUUCUAUUUCUGAUCAUUUUUUUCCUUCAUCUCCAGAUUCAAUUAUAAUAUCGAAUUGUAAUCUCGUUGAACAAUUUAUUAAUUUACAUCUACCAAAACAAUCAUCAUAUGAUCAUGAUAUACCAUUUUCAUCAGCUUCGUCAUUGAGUUCUUUAUCAAGUUCAUUUUUUUCUCAGGAUUUAAUUUCAACUAGUGAUUCACCAUCAUCUUGUCGAAAAUUUCCUAUUCAUAAUCAAUUAUCUAGUGAUACUGAUGAUGAUUCACAAGCAACAACAAUAUCAACUGAUGUAUUAUUUUUACAACGACAAAAGGACCGACCAAGAAGUUUACCAAUAGCUAUUCAACAAUCGAAAGUGGUAUUAAACGAUGAUGAUACAGAUAAUAGUUCUCAAAAUAAUUCUCUUUGCUAUUUUUCAUUAACUGUAUCAGAAAAAAUUUGUUUUCAAAAAUGUGAAUCAAGUUCUGUGACAGCUACGAAUGGAAUAUUUUCGACAAAUCAUUUAAUUACAACAUCCAUUGAUAAGUUAGAUAUUAAUGAACAACUAAUAAUCAAUUCAAAAAAUUCAUUAGAACAUUUUAUUAUGAGUCCAACUGAUAAAGUUAAAAUACAAAUGAAAUAUCAUGAAAAUGAUAUAAAAAAUAAUGAAUUAAAAAUUUCUCAACCUGAAGAUAUUGAUUUUAAACGAUCGAAACUAAAAGCUAUUCGUGUACUUUAUCAAAAUAGAGUCAAUUUCAAUAAAGUUCAAUCUCCGGUGACACAUCAAAAUUCAACUAUACUUUCAUCAAGAACAGCAAGCUAUUGUCAUUCUCCAUUAGCUAAACGAACUGUUAGUCCACGUUUCUUGAGAAGUGUUCUAUCAUGUAGUGUAUUCGAAGUUGAUGAUGAACACGAAGUUGUUUCAUCAACAACUCAAAAUAAUGUUAAUGGAACACGUGAAAAGUCUCAUAUUGAAACGUUCAAUUUUUUACGUGGCAAUUUCACAGAAUCAUUAUUACAUGGAAAAAUUCUUCCUUCUGGUAUACUCGAUGGUUUUACAGUUAAAUUAGGUGCAAGUGGACUUUUUAUACCUAAACAAGUUAUUUUACCUGUGACAACAUUUUGGUUUAAUGUAUCUGAACAUCAAGCAGCAUCACCUUAUCUCGGUUAUAUUAAUUUGCAAUGUUUACCAAAACGUGGUUAUCAUACACCAACAAAAGGAACAAUAACAUUAGCUUUAUUAAAUCCAAAUGGUACAGCAGUUCAUUUAUUUUUAAUAUUAUAUGAUUUAAGUGAUAUGCCACCUGAUCAUCGAACAUUUAUUCGUCAACGUGUUGUUCAUAUGCCUGAAGAUAUCAAUGAUGACAAAACAUAUAAAAAAUCAACUAUGAUGCCAUCUAAAGAAAAUCUCAGAUAUUUAGCUCAUAUUUGUUUUGUAACAUCACAAACUGGCAAACUCUAUAUGCAUUCCGAUAUACGAUUAAUAUUUGCACGUAAUAAACUUGAUUAUGAUGAACGAACAGGAAAUGGAAAACCACAAUUAGUGACAACAACAGAUAUGCCAACACCAAAAUAUUGGUCACGUAAAUAG
Molecule: messenger RNA, 2034 nt
Organism: Rotaria sp. Silwood1
Lineage: Eukaryota; Metazoa; Rotifera; Eurotatoria; Philodinida; Philodinidae
Source: the annotation of a GenBank genome assembly